Molecule: messenger RNA, 315 nt
Organism: Tauraco erythrolophus (red-crested turaco)
Lineage: Eukaryota; Metazoa; Chordata; Aves; Musophagiformes; Musophagidae
Product: C-C motif chemokine 4
Biological process (GO): positive regulation of GTPase activity; inflammatory response; chemokine-mediated signaling pathway
Cellular component (GO): extracellular region
Molecular function (GO): chemokine activity; CCR chemokine receptor binding
Source: RefSeq, a predicted model, not a curated record
GAGCUUCUGGUCCUGCUCCGGCUGCCCUCACCCGACGGGAAGAUGAGGAUCUCUGCAGCUGUUUUUGCUCUUCUCCUCAUUGCAGCCUCUUUCUCCCAGACUUUCUCUGGCCCGGCUGGACCUGACCAUCCGAUCUGCUGCGUUUCUUACGCACGCCACAGGCUCCCGCAGAAGCUCAUUGCGCAUUACUACAGCAGCAGCACCGCUUGCACCCUGCCCGCCAUCGUGUUCGUCACAAAGAAAGGCCGCCAAGUCUGUGCCAACCCCAGCGACCCCUGGGUCCAGACGUACCUGCAGAACUUGACGCAGAACUGA